AUGCCAGAGUUCUCUUUACUAACAGAUGUUGUUAUAGUUGGAUCCAAUCCUAACGUUUCGUUUUACGCAUGGAGAUUAUACCAAGUGAAAUCAGUUGAAUUAACCAUUGUUGACUCACAAUUUGAAAAGACAAGACCGAUUAACUGGAAAUCAGCACUGUUGGGCACAAGCCUGUAUUCACCACACGAAGCCUACUCAACUAUCCAGGAAUUACCCAGUCACAAGAGAUAUGAUGUUGUCAUUCUUAGUUGCAACUCAUUGCAAGAUUUCCAAGCCACUUGUUCUGGCUUGAGCAAAAUCAUUCAUGACAAAACUAUAAUUCUUGUUGAGAGCACUGGUUACAUAAACUUAGAACCAUUUGUUACCGCCAGUUUUUCCAAAGCAGCAGCUUCGUCAUUGUUGGUUAUGUCUAUCAUGAAUGAAUGUGACGUACGCAAAACAUCAAGAAAUACUCUUGUUCAUCAAGUCAGAAACAAGGAUUCAAGAAUCUAUUUUGGUACUUCAUCAGGAAGUCCAAGCAAAUUGGCAUCUCACCCUAGUUAUCAAAAAAUGUACAAACUUUUGCAACAUAUUCAGGAGAACAGCAAUGGCGCAAUCAGUUUGCUCAAAUCAAGCAAUCCAAAGGAAUUUAUGACAUACCAAUGGAAAUUGGCUUUACCUCGUAUUGUGUUUGACCCAGUUUUGGUUUUAUUUGAAAUUGAAUAUCCCGAGUUACUAAAGAGUCAAAUCUUGUCGAAGCCAUUGAUUACUGGACUAAUCAAUGAGCUAUUCAAGCUUAUCAAGAAAAUGGAUUGCAAGUUGGUCAAGGGAUUUGAAAACGAAGCUAAUUUGUUGGAAAGUUGGUCGCAAUAUUAUCCAGCAGUUAAAUCAAAUGACCAUUACGUCAAUUCGCCAAAGUUAUUUUACAAUUUCUACCACAGAUUGGAUCUUGAACUUGAUUUGUUGUUGUUACAACCAAUUUUGUUGGGGGAUGAUAAUGGGAUCAGGACGCCAUACUUGGAGAACUUGUAUUCAAUCAUGUGUCAAUUUAACAAGAUUAACCACAAGUCAUCGUCAAUAUUUUUCAAGCGUAAACUUGCAGAUGAACCUGAUUCUGAAAGAUUGGUUACGGCAAAACAAUUGGAAGAAGAAAUUGCUUCAAAACAACUCAAAAACCAAGAAUUGGACAAAUCGAUUAAGGAUUUCGAAGUGUCCAAGAUUAGUAUUGAUAAUGAUGUCCGUAAGCAACAACAAUUUUUGAAAUCACUCCAACAACAAAUCAUCGAUGCUGAAUCAAAAUUAUCAAAUUUGCUGUAUGAGUUUGAAAAGAAGUCAAGAUCGUUGGAGAUGGAACAUGACGCUAAAUUCAAAUCUUUACACCAACAAUAUAAUGACAGAGUGAAGGAUUUAGAGUCCAACUUUGCCAAACAAAGAAUUGGCCCUAAUGAAAACAGUCCACCAUUGUCGAUUCCAAUGCAACAACCAACUCCUUCUCAAGAUGACCAGGCGAGACCAAAUGGUUAUAGAGAAUCUGUCAUGAGUCAGGAUGGAUUGGCUGACUUCAAGCACAUCAUUCAAUACAAUGAUGUUGUACCAAAUGGCUCCACUGAUACACCUAAAUUGCAACCGCCAAUGCAACCAAGUCAGGGCCAAAGUUCAGAAAAUUUUGUUGACGCAGGCAGCGGCAACAACACUAAUGACUUACCACCGCAUAUACUUCAAAAGGAAUUGGAAUUAAAGAGUCGAGAGGAAGCAUUGAGAGCCCGCGAGGAGAGAAAUGGAAGUGUGGGGGGAUAUCCUCAACAAGCCCAACGCACGGGAGGUGGGCAGUAUCCUCCACAACCAUCAUACCAACCAAAUGGCUACGGUCCUCCAUAUAAUGCGCCACAGCAACAACCACAGCAACAACCACAGCAACAGCCACAACAACAAUAUCAUCAUCAACAUCAAAGCCUGUACUAUGGACAACCUGGCUACAUAAAUGGUGCCCCAAAUGGAUACUCCGACCAGCAGCCACCUCAUGGUUUGCCAAGUGGUGGGAUGCCACCCAAUCAGUUCCCGCCAAAUUUGAAAACUAAUGGCUCAAUGGCAAACAUGAAUGGAUACCCACCACAACAUCACCAGCAACCGAUGCAACCGCAACAUAGUGGCUUUAACCAACCACCACGUAGAUUGAGCUCAAUGCCAGGAGGAAUCAACAACUACCAAGAUUUCCAACAACAACACCAGCAACAAAUGCACUCACAUUACGGAAACUCACCCAGUUUCAACAAUGCAGCCCCAAUUGAUCCCUUCAUAGAGCAACGGUUCAGGACAGCCAAGAGGAGCAGCAAUCGUCGUUCACAAAUGCCAAUGAUGGGAAAUAUUGAUGGUGUAGAUAUGGGUGGUCGUGGAGGUAUGCCCUUGCCUGGUGCCAGCAGGAAGUCCAUGGUUCAUCAAUUCAAUUCUUCAUCAUUACCGCCAUUACAACAAGCAAGAAGAUCAUCCAGCAAUCCUCUUUUGGUGAACAAUCAGCAACCACAACAACCACAGCAACCACAGCAACCACAGCAACCACAACAGCAAUACUUGCAACCUCCAAUGCACCAAUCGCUGUCACACGUGGAAAGUGGACCUUCUCAAUCCAAUGGGCACUUACACCCACCAAACAUGAAUAGCUCAUCUUCGUCAACAAAUACUAAUGACACUCCACAUACCGCUGGUGACAAUGACAGUAAUGUCAAGUUACAGGUUCCAGUGACUGUAGACUACAAUCAGAAUGCCAAACCUUUGGGAGGCAUAGCUGAGCUGAAUAAAGAAGGCGGUGAGAAGAAGAAGAAAAAGAGGGGAAUUUUUGGAAAGUAG
Lodderomyces theae is the source of this 2823-nucleotide messenger RNA. RefSeq lists its product as uncharacterized. The record is from RefSeq and is a predicted model, not a curated record. Gene Ontology annotation, molecular function: oxidoreductase activity. The coding region runs from base 1 to 2823 and encodes 940 amino acids. NCBI's taxonomy places the organism in Eukaryota, Fungi, Ascomycota, Pichiomycetes, Serinales, Debaryomycetaceae. The transcript has a single exon. Gene Ontology annotation, cellular component: cytoplasm.